Messenger RNA from Athalia rosae (coleseed sawfly), 3311 nucleotides. RefSeq names its product out at first protein (gene oaf). The coding region runs from base 214 to 1053 and encodes 279 amino acids. The transcript is spliced from 4 exons. NCBI's taxonomy places the organism in Eukaryota, Metazoa, Arthropoda, Insecta, Hymenoptera, Athaliidae. The record is from RefSeq and is a predicted model, not a curated record.
GUUGCUUGGGUGACGGGCGGUGGAUCCGGGAUUGUGAGUGGUCGAAUGUGGAAUUUCCACUGAUACUGAGUUGACAAAAAUUGUGUAUUCCGAGUAUUUAUGUUCCAAAUUUAACAUUGUUUGAAUCAGUUACCAGCAAAUGAGUCGGUAUGACAGCGUCGUCGCGUGUGUAAUGUCUUUUAUUUCAUUGCGAGUCACAAGAAUUAGGCAGAAAUGAAGGCUCUGAGUGAAAUAAUUGUCAUCUGUGUUGUCGUUCAGUACUUAUUCGAUGUCUGCACACCUCAUUUGUUGAUAAAUGUUAGAAACCAGGGUGGAGAUAUUCUUCUGGAGACAAUAUCAUCAAACGUCACCGACGACACAAUAAGCCUCGAAUUUCAACGUUCUGAUGGAACUUUGGUCACCCAGCUUAUAGAUUUCAGAAAUGAAGUGCAGGUGAUAAAAGCACUUGUCCUUGGAGAGGAAGAGCGUGGACAAAAUCAGUACCAAGUGAUGUGUUUUGUAAAUCACUUUUAUAAAAUGGAUUUUAUAUCCUCUGACGCAAUGUCCAAGCUCAGACAAAAAAACCCUGGUACAAUUCGCAUUGCCGAAGAAGAUAGGGGUCAUAGCAAUUACACAAUGGAUUUAUUCCUUGAUGUAUCUAGAUCUAAUGUAAUUUCAAAACAUGUUGCUGCACUGUGUGGUGAAGCUGCAGACACUACCUACACAAGAAAUGAUGACUUGAAGCAAUGGGUGCAGAGGCCUGGUUCUUCAGAAACCGCCCUUAUGGCAGCAGCGCGUAACUUCACGCUUGUGCCAGCGGCAGAUCGGGGGACAAAUGAGACGAAGCAUGUCUCAUUAUCAAAAUGCGCGGAUACAUCAAACCUUUGGGCUCCAUGCACCUGCUCUUUAGAACUUUGUAUUGGUUGGUAUCCAUGCGGACUCAAGUUCUGCAAGGGCAAAGGUGAUGGUAAAAAAGUAGUAAGCUCUUACAGAUGUGGUAUCAAAACGUGCAAAAAGUGUUUCAUAUUUUCUUACUACUCGCAAGUAAAACAGAAUUGCUUGUGGGACGAAUGACACUUGCGAACGUAAUAGGUUUAAAUUCUACAGAGAAACGUAGAUUACAAUUGAGGCUUCAUUCACACCAAACAAAGUCUGAUCAAAACUGCCUUUGUAGGGAUAGGUAUCUUAUCUCCAAGAUAGGAAAAUCAUUGGCAAUUAAUCAAUACGUUAGGUUCUUAAUACUGCAAGAAGACCGAUCAUUGAAUUUAAUUGGGGAUGAGAUUAUGUAGCCUUUAGUGGUUGGGCAGUAAUUUUCUUUGCCAUUUGAAAUUCCUAAAAAAUUUUUGGUGUGAAUUCAGCAUAAAAAAAUGACAAAAAGAAUGCUGAGUAUUUGCCAAAGAGCGGUACUAAUCUUCCAUGUGGCCAUAUAUCGAAUUUUAACGAGAAAUCACGAAUCUAAAAUGUCUUUCACAUGGCAGUAUCCCAAGGAUCUAAUGAGAACACCAUAUCACGUGACUGUAGGAUAUUACUUGGCACUACCUAUACAUGGCGCCUCUCUAAUCUGUCCAAAAUCUUUGAUAAUAUUCAGCAAUAUUUAGUUGGUAAUUAGUAGUUCGUAAAUAAAAUUGCGCUCAAGUUUGAGGCUUAAAUUUAUCAUACAUGAAUAUCACAGUAAAAGGGAUACUUCAUUUAUUGUUGAAUUUCUUGAAUAAUAUAAUAUCCCUGAAAUUAUAGAAUGGGUGCUGUUGGAUUACUUGACAAAGAUUUUAAGAAAUUUUUUUUUUCUUUGAGCUAAUUCAUGAUUAGGUAUAAACUCACAUGAAAUGUUGAGUUGAUACGUAUAUUGCACUGAUCAGAUGCAAUGGUUCUCUUAGUCGUUCGAAUGGAUUGAUCAACAAUUCGUCGAUAAAAAUUUUGCAUGAGUUGUUGUCCAGGUCCUUGUGGUCUAUGUGAAGAAAAAUAUGACAGACCAGUAUGCUUGUUAACAAAACAUUCCAAAUCAUCAUAAAAUUCAAGUGAUUGUUACUUCUUUCUUAUACAUUCUAUUUUGGCGCAGAAUUGUGGUAUAUCUUCCCCCACGGUGACACUAACAUUUAAAAGUUUUACUCACCUACUUUCAUGAACAAUGAGUGGUAUUUUGACCGUAUAAAACAUUUUUUCGCGUAUUCCAGAGUAUUUGAUUAUAAAGCUUGACCCUUAUCUAUUAUAUUGUAAUUUGAAUGACAGCUCUCUAAAAAUAUUGUCAUUUUCAAACUCAUUUAUUGACGUCCAGUUUAUGGUCCAAUUGUAGUCUCUCUUUUGCCUCUCUAUUCAACAUUCCGAUUUAAUAUUCUGUUUUCUGUAUUUUUAAGUCAUUCCAAUUUUUUGUCAAUUCUUAAUCCUAAUGUAAGUAAUAAUUAUUUUACGAUACCGGCAUGGUUAUCAAUCCAUUCAAAUGAUAAUUAAGAUAAUUCUCAUACCACCAUGAGCAAUUGACUUUUAUACACAACAAAGCUGCCAUAUUUAAAUAUUUAUAGUCGUGCAUUACGAUCAAAAUGAAUAAUUCUAUUACUUAGUGUUAAGAUGAGGUUGAAUCUGGACAACUGUUUUGAUCACCUUUCGUAUUAAAUAUAUUUUUACCAAGUACAGUAUAGCUUUUCACUCAUGUUAACUUUAAGGAAGGUAUAGUUGCACUCGCAAUUGCUAAUGUGCUUUUAGGCCACUAAUUCGGCACUGACUCAACUUAUUUUAUGGCAAACCUUGAACUGAAUUCUGAAAAUUUAUCAAAGUAUUCGAAUGAGAAAUACUCUACGAGCGCAGCAUCUAUAGCUACUGCUUCAUCCGGUAUCUAACGUUGUUUAUUUAUGCUGAACUUGAUUAACGUGAGAUCAAAAUGAAUGCAACUGAUCGUAAAAACCAAUACAGUAUCGCAGACGCAGAUUAUCAUCAUAGGUAAAAAUAGAGAUAGCAAUAAUACAUACUUGUAUAUAUGUAAUAGAUGAGCUAAAUAAAUUUUACACAAUGUUGAUAUUUAACUCCAUUAAUUGUACUCAUUGUAAUACGUGUACUAUUUUAAUUUAAUCGAUAGGUAUAACUUCGAUUUAGAGAAGUUCUCUGUACAUAGCAUGCGACAAAGUGAAAUUUUUCACUGGCAUAAAUUUAUGUCACAAUACAAACACUGCUGAUUUUAUGUUUUUACAAUUGCGAACAAAUUUUUUGGUACAAUAUUAAAUUACAUAAAAUUAUUUAUUGUGAGAUCAAAUCACCAUGAGUUAUGCUUUGCAUAUAAUGAUGUAAUUAUAUACAUAUUUUUAUAUACACACAUAUAUAUUUAAUAAAAAGAAUAACCGGAA